Salarias fasciatus (jewelled blenny) is the source of this 4761-nucleotide messenger RNA. RefSeq names its product FA complementation group D2 (gene fancd2). Lineage: Eukaryota; Metazoa; Chordata; Actinopteri; Blenniiformes; Blenniidae. Gene Ontology annotation, biological process: double-strand break repair involved in meiotic recombination; interstrand cross-link repair; homologous chromosome pairing at meiosis. Gene Ontology annotation, molecular function: DNA polymerase binding. The record is from RefSeq and is a predicted model, not a curated record. Gene Ontology annotation, cellular component: nucleus; condensed chromosome. Bases 135 to 4472 code for a protein of 1445 amino acids. The transcript is spliced from 44 exons.
CGCACUGACUUCAGUGGCGCGGAGAUUUGUUUAGUAACUUUGGUUUCUGAGCCUCUCCGCCUGUCUGUGAAACGCGUGUUGCUUUUAUCGCUUUUAUUAACUCCGUCAGCUCACAACUUCAACUGGACACAACGAUGAUGCGUAAAAAGCGACGAUCCUCUGCGGAGAAAACGGAACCAACUGACACAACCACGAAGGCAAAGAAGAGUCGCACGAACGGCCGUCAGUCUAAACAAACCGUCCCUCAAGAGACGACUGAAGGUGUGUUCGGUGACUUUCUGAGGAAAGCGGGAGUCACCCUGAAAACCGGCGGAGCCCCCAACGAGAUCGCUGUUGACCAGGUGGUUUUCCAGAAGCGGAUCCAGCAGCAGCUGCAGAAGAGUCCCCGGUACCCCGGUAUCGUUCAGGAGUUCAUCACUGGACUGGAGUCUUUUAUAGAAGACACCGAAAGGUUCAGGAACUGUCUCCUUCCAUGUGUUCCACAACUGUCUGAUGGAGACUCAAGCUCUGCCAGCUCCUUCCAGGAGAGCCUGCUGCGAAUGCUGCUGGGCGUCGAGACGUUGCAGACUUCGAUCAUCAACACUUUGCUGGAGAAGCUUCCCGAGUUCAUGUUUGACAGUGCUGCUGACGGAGGUCUGGGCGUCCCGCGCCUGAUCAUCAACCAGCUGAAGUGGCUCGACAGAGUCGUGGACACGAAGGAUUUGGCCUCGAAGCUGAUGGAGCUGGUGUCCGUGGCGCCUGUAGAGGUUCAGCACGACAUCAUCACCAGUCUGCCAGAAAUACUGGAGGACUCCCAGCACGACGCCGCCGCCCGCCAGCUCCACUCUCUGCUGCAGGAGAACACCCAGCUGACCGUCCCCGUCCUGGACGCCCUCUCCAGCCUCAACCUCAGCUCCUUGCUGCUGACGGAGAUCCGCGGAGGUGUUAUGUCCACCCUGGCUGCCGUGCAACUGGAGGACCUUCCUGUUGUUGUGAAUUUCAUCCUUCACUCCGUCUCGGCUUCGGACGCUUACGAGGUGGUGUGUAACCUCCGGAAAAAGCUGGAGCUGGAGCAGUGUGUCCUUCCUCUUGUGCUGCAGGCCUCUCAGAGCCGCGUGAAGAGCAAAGCAGCAGCCGCGCCCACCUCCUCGUCGACGGCCGGCGGCAGUCAGGACAGCGUGGUGUUGAUACUGGACAGCGUCAAGUCUGCAGUCCGAUUCCAGAAAACCAUCUCUGAGGCCUGGAUAAAGGCGAUCGAGUCUGUGGAUGAAGUGGAGGACCACCGGGUGAUCGAUCUGCUGGUGCUGUUCAUCCUCCACUCCACUAACGCCAACCAGAGCCGCCGCGCCGCCGAGAGGCUGCUGAAGGCCAAAGUGCGGACUGGACUGAUCCAGGAGGCUCUGCUUCAGAAAACCUUCAGGGACUUUGCUCAGGUGAUGCGGGGCCAGUUUCCCUCCAUCCUGGCUUUAUCCCAGAGUCUGCUGCGCUCGCCCGACCCCUGCGUGGCGCCGUUUGGCGCCCAGAUGUACCGACACGCCUUCACUGCGUUUGAUUCCUACUGCCAUCAGGAGGUGGUGGGCUCUCUGGUGACCCACGUGUGCAGCGGUGUUGGCGGCGAGGUGGACAUGGCUCUGGAGCUGCUCUGUGGCCUGGUUCAGGAAAAACCGUCAGAAAUGGCUCUGUAUGCUGUUUUUGCCAAGGGAAUCCUGGACUACAUGGACAACCUCAGCCCCCAGCAGAUCCGCAGACUCUUCCAGUUCCUCAGUAGACUGGCUUUCGGGCAACAUCAGCAAGGAUCCCACAUUCAGGACGACAUGCACAUCGUGAUCCGCAAGCAGCUCUCCAGCACCGUGCCCAAGUACAAGCGCAUCGGCAUCAUCGGCGCAGUGAUGGUAGUCGGCAGCAUGGGGGCGCUCCGGCCCAAAUUAAAGGAAUCGCAGAACGAGCCGCUGAGCCAGGAGAUGUUAAGACAGGUGACGGGCCUGCUGGAGCUGGUGAGGUGGAGCAGUGAGAGCUCCCCCGAGGCUGCAGCCCUGUAUUACGACGAGCUGGCCAACCUCAUCCUGACCUCCGCCCUGGACCCUCAGGUGCAGGAAAUGAUUGGAAAGAGUGUCUUAAACGACUUUGAAAGGGACUUUGUCGUCGACCUGGGUCCAGAGGUCAAAGGCUCUUUCCCCUUCCCUCCUCGUGUCAUGUACAAUCUGGAUGAAGAGGAGACUCAGGGGGGCAUCGCCAUCAACCUGCUGCCCCUGCUGGCCAUGGACGUCCAGAACAAGGAGAACCAGAAUCCGAUGAAGAAAACAAAAGAACAGGUGUCUCCGCUCUGCUUGUCUCCUUUCUUCCGUCUCCUGAGGCUCUGCGAGGAGAAACAAUAUCACGCCGACCUGGAGGAGAUCGACGGGCUCCUCGGAUGCCCUCUGAUGCUGACCGACAUGGACGUAGUGGAGAAGAUGGAGAGCAUGUCUAAAGCUGAGAAAGAUUUCCUCUGCACUCUGCUCUUUCACACCAUCAACUGGUUCAGAGAGGUGGUGAACGCCUUCUGCAGCCAGAAAGGCACCGAGAUGAAGAUGAAGGUGAUGACUCGCCUGCAGAACGUCACGUACCUGCAGACGCUGCUGGAGCGCGCUCUGGCAGGAACGCCGGGUUUUAUUCCACCUGUUUGCAACUUUGACGGAGAACAGACAGAUGGGAUUGUUCUCAGCUCCUCUGCUCAACUGAGUAAGACAAAAAAAGACGGGACGGGAAAGAAGAGGAAAGCCUCCAGCAAGAACUCUUCUGACAGGAGCUCCCAGCUCGAUGACGGGAACGAAGCAGAGGAAACUCAGCAGGAGCAGCCUGAAAAGGAGAGCCGGCCGGGCGUGAGCCUGGCGGCCUACAGGCAGUUCUUCCGGGAGCUGGACCUGGAGGUGCUCAGCGUCCUGCAGUGCGGCUUGCUUUCCCGCUCGCUGCUCGACUCAGAGCUCCACACCGACGUGCGAGAGGAGGUUCUGCUGGGUCCCGCUGAGCUGGUCUUCCUGCUGGAGGACAUGCUGCGGAAGCUGGAGUUCAGCCUGACCGCGUCCCCAACCAAGAGAGCGCCUUUCCUCAAAGGAAGGACGGAUAAGAGCGUCGGCUUCUCCCACCUGCAGCAGAAGACGUCCAGAGACGUCGCCUCCUGCUGUGUUCAGCUGAUGCCCGCCCUCUGCUCACACCUGGAGAACUGCCACAAUCAUUUCCAGACUGUGCUGUCAGAGAACAAAGGCGUUGUGGACGGUCCUGCCACCGACGCGCAGGAACACCAGCUGAUGUCCUCCUGCUACCAGCUGCUGCUCCAGGUCCUGAACACCACUUUGAGCUGGUCUGGCUUCAGCCAGCCAGGACAGCGGGGCUUACUGAAGAAGGCACUCGGGGUUCUGGCCGGACGACUCAAAGAGGGAGAGGCUGAGUUGGCUCUGGAGCAGCUUGCAAAACACAGUUUUGAGUACCUGCUGAACUUCCGCAGCACGACGCCGAGCCUCAGCACGGCGCUGUGUCUCUCUCAGCUCGUGUCCACUGUGUCUGAGAGGGGAGGAAACGCUGCUGCCUACAGAGAGCAGACCGCUUCCCUGGCUCGUGGUUUCCUGACCCAGAGCUGGGUGACAGCCAGCGGGGAGCGAGAGCGAGGGAACACAUUCAACAAAGCACUUCAUACUCUGCUGAGCAUCUACCUGGAGCACGCUGCCGACGUUCUGAAGGCAGUGGAGGAAAUCGCCGGGCAGGGAGUCUCUGAAAUCCUCAAUGCUUCAAAAGACGAGUGCUCCGCCUCCUGGCCCACCCUCAACAGACAAACCUUCCUGGUGUUUUACAAAGUGUUGAUGGCGGAGCUGGAGAAAGCCGCACGCAAGAUUCCUGCCUGCAAAAUGAAUGACAGCAGUGAGAGUCAGUGUGAGAAGCUGCUGAUGUGGAACCUGGCCGUCAGAGAUUUUCACAUCCUGGUCAACCUUGUUAAGGUGUUUGAUUCACGACCAGUCCUGAACGUUUGCCUGAAGUAUGGCCGCCUCUUCCUGGAGUCUUUCCUGAAGCUGGGGAUGCCGCUGCUGGACUACAGCUUCAAAAGGCACAAGGAGGACGUCCAGAGCCUGCUGAAGACCUUCCAGCUCAGCACUCGGCAGCUCCAUCACAUGUGCGGACAUUCAAAGAUUCAUCAGGACACCAGCCUGACCAACCACGUCCCGGCCGUGAAGAAGAGCCUGGAGCUGUUCAUCUACCGGGUGAAGGCCAUGCUGACGCUCAACAACUGCCAGGAGGCCUUCUGGAUGGGCAACCUGAAGAACCGCAACCUGAAGGGUGAAGAGAUUCUUUCCCAGAGGUCACAAGGAAGUGAUGAGGAAGAGGAGGAGGGAGAGGAGCAGCCUUUAUCACCACUACAGGAAGAGUCGGAGGAUGAGACCCUGGACAGCGACGCAGACGACGUGAAGAAGACCAACAGAGGCGGCGAGUUGGAACAAGCUCCAAUUUCAGAUGAUUCAGAGUAACGAUUCUGAACGAACGUAUGUUAACUAAAGUAUGCAAAGGUUUUUUAAUGUUUGUAUUUUGGUUGAAAAUGAGGUAUUUCUUCAGUUCCUGUGAAGAUUUAGACACAGAUUUACUUCACAGUACACAGUAAUUCAUACUUAUUUUUGUUCUCGUCUUCUCACAUGGAGGUAAUAACAUUUAAGAAAGGCUGUCAAACUUGACAGCAUUUUAUGUACUAUUUUAUGCACAAAAAAGUGUCAUGUAAAGUUUGUCCGGGAAUUUAAUAAAAUGUCCUGAUUUUGACCUCGA